Leguminivora glycinivorella is the source of this 2449-nucleotide messenger RNA. It is a transcript of the gene mh, whose product is annotated as DNA-dependent metalloprotease SPRTN. Bases 143 to 2302 code for a protein of 719 amino acids. Gene Ontology annotation, cellular component: nucleus. Lineage: Eukaryota; Metazoa; Arthropoda; Insecta; Lepidoptera; Tortricidae. Gene Ontology annotation, biological process: DNA repair. The record is from RefSeq and is a predicted model, not a curated record. Gene Ontology annotation, molecular function: metalloendopeptidase activity; single-stranded DNA binding; polyubiquitin modification-dependent protein binding. The transcript has 3 exons.
AUCAAAUUUGUUUUGUUGUAUUUUAUUUAAUGUAAAUGUACGCUGAGGGAGGAAUAAUUAUUAAUUUUGAUGAUAUUUGUUAUAAAAGAAUGUUGCACUACGUUGUUGUAUACAUUAGUUACAUGAAAAUUAAGAAACUAAGAUGAAUCUAGGAGACCCGGAGUUGGAAUUGAUAGACCCUACGCCCAACAUUCAUGCAUUAUUCAUUCAGUUCGACAGGACUUUCUUUUGGGCUAAACUUGCAAGCAGAGCCGUUGUCCGUUGGAGUAAGCGCAUGUAUUCAUGCGCUGGUAUAUGCUCCUAUGAGGGCAGGGGAGGCCUUUGUGACAUAGCUAUCAGUGAGCCCCUGCUGAAGCUGCGCCCGCGUAAAGAUCUGGUGGAGACGCUACUGCACGAAAUGAUCCAUGCAUUCCUGUUCAUCACACAGCGAGACCAAGACCGGGACGGCCAUGGUCCAAACUUUAAGGAGCAUAUGUACAGAAUCAACAUGGCAGCUGGGAUCAAUAUCAGCAUUUAUCAUGACUUUCAUGAUGAGGUUAAACUUUACCAGACUCAUUGGUGGCGGUGUAAUGGACCCUGCCAGUACAGAAAGCCUUACUUUGGAAUUGUGCGCCGAACUUCAAACUCUGCACCCGGGCCCAGGGAUAACUGGUGGACACAACAUCAGAGGAGUUGUGGAGGUAUGUUCAUUAAAAUCAAAGAGCCAGAAAAAAAGGACAAGAAAACACCAGUGGCCAAACCUAAGGGUGAUAUUACUAAGUAUAUAACAAGUAACAAGAAAACUACAACCGGGGAGCCAAAAAUUGUUCAAAUUAAUGAUAUUAAAUCUAAUUCACCACAAGUUCAAACAAAAUCUAACAAUUCCAACACAGUUGUGGUGACUCAGAAAGAUAUUAUUAAUACUAUAAAUAAACCUGCAGUAAAACAACCUUCCUUUGUUAUUGGUAAGUAUUAUACUAUUGGAGGAACUAGCACUAGAGUCCGAUCUAAUUCAGUUGAUGCAGCUGAAGCAGUCCGCAAUGUUUGGGCGAAGAAACAAUUGACGCCUAGUACUCUGUCAACCAAUGCUGCUGAAACGGUCAGGAAUACUUGGGCUAAGAAACAAUUGACACCUGCUACAGUUUCACCCAUUGCUGUUGCUAAAGAAAAAAAUAACAAUAAUGUCCUAAAGCCAAAUACUCCAAAUGUUUUCCCAAAGACAGCAACAACUAAUAUGAACAAUAAUAAUCUCAAUAAAAAAGUAACCAAACACAAGACUCAUUCUGAACAUGUUGAUUCUCCUCCUGGAAAAAUAAAAAAGAUUGAUGAUUACUUCAAGAAGAGCAUGACAUCCUUGCUUAAAGAUAUUUACGGUACCAACAUUGAUGUGGUAGAAUCAAAUACUAAUAACAAAUUGGUUGCUGUAAAUAAUGCGAGUACCAGCAGCUUACACUCUGCUCAUGUUGAUUGUCCUAUAUGCGGUUUGAAAAUAGAAGAACAAAAUAUAAAUGGCCACUUAGAUGAAUGUUUAAAUAAAGAUUUAAUAUCUGAAAUCUGCAAUGGGAAUGCAGCAGCACCAACAUUACAAGUUAAAACAGAGCCAGUUCCUAAUAAUAACCUACUAAGUCCUACAGUUGUAAAUAAAGCUUCAAAACAAGUUUCAAAAGAUAUAUUAGCUACUCUACAAAUGAUACCGCCUUACAAACCAAAACCGUUUCCUAAGCAAGAAACUGAAAUUAAAACGGAGAGGGAUAAAUUUGUAACCACGUUUAGAGGAUCAUUCCAUAACGAGACCGGAAACAUGAAUGGACCAAAUGAUUUGAACAAUAAAAUAAAUUGGAAUGAUCAAAUACCGAAAAUUAAGGCCGAUCCAGUAGAUCUCUAUAAAGCUGAGUCAGUUGUAAAGAAAGUUCAAUUUAAUGAACCUGUAGGAAAAUCAGAUAACUUUAUUAAACCAAAAGAUGAAAGAGGGAGUGGUGAUCCUUUUAAGGAAGAAGAUGCCAAAGUUAGAUUACCUGUAGUAAAAAACGAGCCUGGAACUAGUACAUUAUCUGUUUUUUCGCAUUGUCCAUGCUGUGGUAGUAAAGUUAGUAAACCUAUGGAUGAGCACUUGGACGAGUGUCUGGCGUUUUUCGGAACGGACACGGCACCCGAGGAAGCGACGAGCGUCGCCGACCAGGUGAUACUGGUGGACGACGAGGAGGACGUGUUCGACGAGUCGCAGCUGCUCAACGCGACCGGCACCAAGCUGCCGUGCCCCUGCUGCAUGCAGAUGGUGGAAAAUGAUGAUAUGAAUGCGCAUUUAGAUACCUGCUUGAGUUAAACUACUAAUUAUUAUUAUUUAUGUUAAUAUAUUACCCAAUCAUAUUAUAUUAAGUUUUGAAUUGAUGUUUUAGGUUAAUUUUGAGUGAUACGAAGACUUAAAUUGUGAUAUUAGAUUAAAUAAAAAAAUGAUGAUAAUUUUAAAAUA